GCAAUGAAAUUUUUCCGAUAUUGUUAGUUUCGUUUAGCAAUAUUCACUUCAGCAUAGUGAAUAUAUGUAAAGAAAGAUGUAUGACGAGGAACCACGUGCACUAUGUAAUUUGCCACUUAGUGGCACAGUCGGAAUUAUGAGUUCAUUGGUUCUAUUGUCGCAGGUUCUCGCUUUAUUUCUAGUCUGUUCGAAUAAUUUCUUCAUUUACUUUUUUGAAUUGCUCAUUGCAUUCGGUAUGGUAUUCUUCUUGUCACAAGGUGUACGGCGUAAAAAACCAUCACAUUUGACUAUUUAUAUGGCUUAUUUGGCAAUCUAUGUGUUCAUGAUGUUCUUCAUCAUAUUUGGAAUCUUGAUUGGUUUGAGCUUCUAUCCAAGCAUUAGGAGGGAAUGCGAAAAAUACUCCACAACAUCACCAUAUGCGGCAGCGACGACGGUUGAAAGCGACGUCACUGGGACUACAACUCGCGGAAAUAGAGUACCGACGUUCAAACCGUAUACACCCUGUACUCCUUUCCCCAAAGCAUUUUGGGCAGAAGUCUGGUCAUCGGUAGCACUGAGCAUUCUCAGUAUUUUUCUAUCAGCAAUACAAUUACGAUACACUUUGAUACUGUACAAAUAUAUGCGAACUCGUCAACGACAGGAACGAGCAAACCUCAAUGUCAGCUAUCAACACUACGUUCCCGGUGCUCCACCACGAUACACGCCCGAAUCUCCGUACACCAUAGAAAACGCUCCCGCCCAAGUCGAUGCGGGACCGCUCCCACCUAAACCACCCAUCGAUGGCAAUGUGUCCACCCUACAAGCUGCCUCACUGGCCAACGGACCGUCUGGUCCCCCACCAGUAGCGCAAUCCGGAAGCAAAGACACCAUGCCGGGCUCGUUUCUUCGGGUAGAAAGCCCCCCGGAGUACAGCGAAGUCCCCGGACCCUCGGAGCGUUCACUUCCUACACAGCAAACUUCUCAGCAAACUGCACCACAAACGGAUCAAAAUCGCCUUGACGAUGUGCCUCUGAACGAUGGAAGAACUCCUCGUGUUGAUCUGUUGUCAUGAACAAACUUCAACUGGGUAUAGAUGUAUGUGACUAUUUUGUUUUUGAUUCUGUCGAAAUAAAAUUUCUAUCGAUAGGA
Messenger RNA from Cylicocyclus nassatus, 1128 nucleotides. Lineage: Eukaryota; Metazoa; Nematoda; Chromadorea; Rhabditida; Strongylidae. The record is from the annotation of a GenBank genome assembly.